AUCCCUCUAUUCUUGAAUCUCUCUCUCUCUCCUCCUGCACCUCUCUGUUCUUGAAUCUCUCUCUCCCCUGCUGACGUCUAUCCAGUUGCCUCUCCCCCUCCGCCGUUCUCAGUUAUUUUUUUCGGCCGGUUUUCUCUCUGUUCCCAACGCCGGUCUCCCGGUGUCAGUCCAUUUGACUUGCUCGGCUCUUCCAGGCGGUGCCGAGCCACCUCUCUCCUUGCCCUUUGACGUUGUUUAGGCUCCGCCGCUGAGCUCCUGCUGCAGGGCCGCCGCCUCCGCCGCCAGUGUGACAGAUUCAAGAUGGCAGUGCUGGCAAGGUUCUUUGACAGAGAAAUAUCAACCAGUCUUCAGACCACUGACUAAGUAUUCCUCCUAACGGCCCAUCAGCAGAUUGCAGAGAACUUUCCUGGAAACAAAAGAGAGGGAAAAUUGACCUGUUGAAUAAACUGUGACAAUGUCAACAAACAACAUAGCUCAGGCAAGGAAAAUGGUGGAGCAGUUAAGGAUUGAAGCUGGUAUUGAAAGGAUUAAGGUAUCAAAGGCGGCUGUAGAUUUGAUGAACUACUGUGAACAACAUGCAAGAAACGACCCAUUGCUUGUUGGAGUUCCAGCCUCUGAAAAUCCCUUCAAGGAUAAAAAGCCUUGCACCAUUCUAUAGCUGCUACCAGCCAUCUUUUCUUAAACUGCCCACAGCAUCAGAGGACCUGCCAAGAAUUUCUGUUGGUAUUCAGACCUUGAGAAGCAAAUGCAGCUUCUGAAAUGCAGGACUGCUGUGGAAGUGUGUUUUAAAAAAUAGGGGAAAAAGAAGUUGGAUUCUGUUUGUUUGUCAAUUAAGCAUGUUUCUGGAAGUGAAGGGAAGAAGAUAUUAUAGGCAACAGAAAUGGAAAACGAUUGCUAUUUUGGACUUCUAUGAUAGAUUUUCUGAUUGUAAUAUUAUGAUCUUAGGUUUAAAAAACACUCGGCAAAGAUAGUUCUGCCUAAAAAUUCUUUUAAAGGUUUAUGUGUAAAGAGUGUACAUUUGGAAGAUGAUGAUAUAGUUUGGGCAAUAACACAUUAAGCAAAGGGAGCAAUUGGCUGCUUCCAUUGCAUUUUUAAAUGUCACAUUGUUCAUCUUUAUUGUCAUUAGCAAUGUUCUAUGUAGCAGUGUAGUUUUACUUAUUCCAUCUUUUAAAUUCCAUAUUUACACUACCAAAGUACUUGCCAAGGUAACCAAUGUAAAUAAUCAAUAUUUUAUUCAUUUUUCUUCAUCUAUUUUCUUAAUGAGACCUGCUAGUUACAACUUAACCCUAAAAAAGCCCAAACUGUAGAAUAAUUUACAAUUAUUUGUGCUAAACAUUAUUAGGUAAAAUUGAAAAUUUUGAGUUUAGCCAAUGCAAAUAUUUGAUACCCUCAAGGGCAACACCAGGAGGCACCAUACAACCCACAUGGUAUGCAUGGGGAUGUAGGCAACUUGUUUCUCCUAUCUCUGAACAUAGACUUUCUUUACUCCAUUUAAAUGAAUGAAUUAUCCAACAAUAUUGAGCAUAAACCUGACUUUAUUGCCAUGAGAGUAUCGCACAUCAUAUUUGAUGAACCUCAACUAAUCUGUAUUUUAGUUAAACAUAAAAUGUUUCACUAAGUCAUACUGUUAAUUUUAAAACUUCUGGAAAUCAUGCUUAUUGAAUUUUUAUUUAAUACUUAAAUUCUGAUCUAGUAUUUGCAGUACUGUUCUCAAUAUGCACUUAAGAUAAUGAGAGAAGAAUCUUCUGCAUGACAGCUGCAGAUUGAUAAAAUUUCUAGGAAUGUCACUUUAAAACUAAAGCAAAGAUUAAGAAAGAAAUAUUUGUCAAUGUAUCAAGUGAGCAAUUGCUCUUCACUUGUCCUUGUUCAUUACAACAAAUUUCUUGAGGAUUACAAACUGUCAUCACUUGCCAAAAUCCAUCAAAUUGCCAAGUAAUUUAUGACAUAGAGAAGUGUUAGAAAACUUUAGAAACCACAGUUUUAUUUGUGUUUAAAUUUUAUUAUUGUAUUUGAAGAUGUGUAAAACAUUUGCCAAGACUUUUCUGUUUAAUGCCUUUAAACAGGUUGCAUGUGCAUUGUACUUCCAGCUGCCUUGCAUUGUUGCCUUUUAUUCUCAGCUGUUCAGUGUUAGUUAAGCCUGCCAUAAAUUUAAUAAAAACCUUUUCUUGAACCACAUCAUCUCAUCAAGAAUGCCAUCACAAAUUUCUUUACAAGUUACUGUAUUAUGAAUUGCUAUUUACAGAUGUCUGUAUACAAAUAAAAAGGAUAAUUUCUCAUAAAAAUACUUAAAGCAUUUGAAAAUGUAGUUGUGCAAUAUAAAAUUCUGGAAAGCUGUUAUUUCGGUAACUGGAAGUAGAGAUAUGUGGUUUGUGGUGAAGUGUAGAUUUUGGAGACACAAUCUUGCAGUACCAUGUCAACCAUGUGCUUCCCUCCACUUUUAACUCCUUUUCUUUUACGGUGCCUUUUUAUUUGCUAAUCUUUUGUUAGUGAUACAAAUUGCAGUAUUUCCUUUAUCAUGCCAAUUGAAUACCUGUACAUUGAGACACUUAACUGCAGUAAAAAUUAAUAUUUGUGAAUCUAUCAACAUUUCAUAAACUGUUGUUUGAGAUGUAUUACAAAAUUUUUUUUGAUUUUACUGACACUGAUUAAAAAAAACUAUUGAGAGUGUAUGUUCCCAGUUGUGUGAUUGUCGAUUCAUCUCAGUACACUUUCAAUUAAAAUUUGUAUAAUACAGGCUCUCAAAUUAACAUCAUAUGUGAACAAUUGUACGUUGGUGCUACAAUAUACUAUGGCAUGGUGUUAAA
Molecule: messenger RNA, 2804 nt
Organism: Chiloscyllium plagiosum (whitespotted bambooshark)
Lineage: Eukaryota; Metazoa; Chordata; Chondrichthyes; Orectolobiformes; Hemiscylliidae
Product: guanine nucleotide-binding protein G(I)/G(S)/G(O) subunit gamma-7
Biological process (GO): G protein-coupled receptor signaling pathway
Cellular component (GO): heterotrimeric G-protein complex
Molecular function (GO): G-protein beta-subunit binding
Source: RefSeq, a predicted model, not a curated record